Messenger RNA from Hyposmocoma kahamanoa, 1654 nucleotides. Its product is annotated as transcription initiation factor TFIID subunit 7-like. Gene Ontology annotation, molecular function: RNA polymerase II general transcription initiation factor activity. The record is from RefSeq and is a predicted model, not a curated record. Gene Ontology annotation, cellular component: transcription factor TFIID complex. NCBI's taxonomy places the organism in Eukaryota, Metazoa, Arthropoda, Insecta, Lepidoptera, Cosmopterigidae. Gene Ontology annotation, biological process: transcription initiation at RNA polymerase II promoter; RNA polymerase II preinitiation complex assembly. The transcript has a single exon. Bases 79 to 1329 code for a protein of 416 amino acids.
UAAUAUCAAUUUUCGCGCGGAUUAUCACUUCACACAGAAAAGCUUGCCUUUUUGUUAUUCAACUACAUAAAAGUAAAGAUGAAUCGUGAAAAAAGGGAACCUGAAUACCCAGCAGAGCUGGAAUCACAGUUUAUUUUGAAACUACCCGAAGAACCCGCAAAAGCACUAAGAGACAUCGUAAAAUCUGGCGAGAACUUGAAAAAUCGCUUGAUGAUACAAAUCGACGAUGAUAUGCGAAAUGGCCAGGUUCGAUUGGAUAAUUGGCUUAUGCACGCCAAGAUAGUCGACUUGCCAACUGUUAUAGAAUCAUUAAAAACAAUCGAUAACAAAAGUUUCUACAAAACAGCUGAUAUAUGCCAGAUGAUGGUAUGUAAGACCGAGCCCGAUCAAGCGCCAGCUGAAGAAGAAUCACCGUCAAAGAAUAAGAAAAAGGAUCCAAAUAAAGUUGACAAAAAAUAUCUUUAUCCCCAUGGCAUCACUCCUCCAACAAAAAAUGCUAGGAAACGGCGUUUUCGAAAAACUUUGAAGAAGAAAUGUGCAGAAGCACCUGAGAUUGAAAAAGAAGUGAAGAGACUUCUAAGGGCUGAUAAUGAAGCAGUCAGUGUGACUUGGGAGGUUGUUGAAGAAGAGGAUGAGCACAAUAUUACAAAUGAGCAACCAGCGGCCACUCCUGUGCCUCCCAAGCCUGAUAAGAAAACUAAAUCAGAUAAAACCAAACGAGAUGUUGUACGAGAUGCUGUACCCGGCACAAGCAAAGCUGCAGAUGAAUCUUCUAAUGUGGUUGAUAUUUUUGGUGGAGCAGUCAGUGAUAGUGAGGAAGAAGAUAAUGUCAAUGCAAAAAAUGUCCAGUUGCAUAACACCCCAUUUACUGUUUAUGACAGCCACUUAGAUGAGAUUAGUACCAUGAAUGAACUUAAUGCCUUGCACUUGCACAGCAAAAUAGAAGGCCAGUUAGACAAUCUUCCUAUCGAGUUUGCCUCAGACAUAUUUGACUCUCCUUUACCACUUACUUCUGCAACUCAAAGUCGUGCUGAAACUCCAGUUGCUUCGGGUAUGUACAAGCCUAGUGCACGUUCAUCUGAAGAAGAUGCUGAAUAUAUUCCAGAACGUCCAAGAGAGAACAUGACUGAAAGGAUUGAACAACUGAAAGCUGAGGUAGAGGAGUUGAAGCAGCGAAGACUGAGAACUCGACAUGAGAUAUCUGGCAUAGAAAAUAUGGCUCUUAGGCAACGAUUCGAAGAUAUUAUACACACAUUAAAUCAAGAUAUCAUGUACAAGGAAAUGGAAUAUCAAGGACUACUAACCCUGCAAAAUUCUGAUGUUAUUUAAGUGUCUAACAUUUCCUAUAUAUUAUGUUAUUUAUAAUCUGCUCAAUGAAAAAUUUUUCUGACAUUGUAUCUAGCAUCUUUCCAUAGUUGUUGAUGUUAUUUAAAAACAUAUUUAAUCCGAGGAACUUAUAUGCACCUCGUUAUGUUCAUUAGUGAGUAUUAAAGUUUCAAUGUACUGAUAGAAACAUUUUGAAAUUUCAAUUCAAUAAUGCCUAGGAGAAUAAGUGUGGUUUUAUGUAUUUACUGUAUGUAAGUCAUUCUAUAUACCUACCUUAUUGAGACAUGUUGUAUUUAGAUUUUUUUUAAGUAGUAUAGUCAUUUUCUAU